AUGCUUCUUCCUACCGCUGCAGUUUGGCUGUUCUACAUCGCUCGUCGCUCAUAUGCGUCAGGAUCGUACAACCUGCAGCCCGCAGCGUCUGCGUUGAGCCCGCAACUAUCCAAGGACGCCAUCAUCACGUUUCCAUGGGAUGCUCGUUGGGACGAUCUUCAAGUUCGUGGUGCCUCACCACGAAUAGCUCCCGACUAUAAUGUGGUAGUUGAGGUCGCGACUGAGUCCGACGUGCAGACAACGGUCGCGAUGGCCAAUCGUUUCAACAUCCCAUUCCUGGCCGUGACCGGGGGUCAUGGAUGGACCACAACGCUUAACAGCCUAUCGCAUGGUAUCCAAAUCAACAUGCGGAAGCUCAAUACCACGACACUUGGUCAGGACGGCAAGACUGCUAUCGUCGGAGGCGGAACGAUGCAACACGAGAUCACCCGCUCUCUGUUCGCCUCGGGCAAGUAUACUGGUGAGUCUGGACCCGUACCUUCAUAUACACGUAGUUGCUUACCGUGCUUAUCACUAGUUACCGGGCUAGGAGAAUGCGUGUCAGUAGCAGGCCCACUGCUGGGAGGCGGCCACAGUCUCCUCCAGAAUCAAUAUGGCUAUUCUCUUGACGGUCUCGUUUCCGCUCGCGUCAUCGUUGCCAGCGGCAAGGUUGUAGAAGCCUCCCGGACGAAGAAUGCCGAUCUGUUUUGGGCUCUACAAGGUGCAGGCCAUCAAUUUGGCAUUGUGACAAGCCUUGAAGUAAAGACUUACGAUAUUCCUUCCAACUGGACUGUCUACUCGAUCAUCUUCCCAUCUGACAAGGUCGAGGCGCUUUUCAGUCUGGUCAACGAAUUCGAAGAGCCGAGUACGGAACGCUCUGCGAAGCUAGCGCUCACAGGGGUAUUCGUGAGAAUACCUGCUGUUGAUCCCGGCAACCCCGUCGUAGCAUACACUGUCGCCUACGAGGGCACGGAAGCGGAAGCUGACCCCUAUGCCGCUCGUUUCAAAGCGCUCGGUCCAAUCUCUACCACAGUCUCCACGGACGUCAACUACGUAGAGCUAUACACGGUGACUGGAAACAACCUUGGAGGUCAACCUUGCAGGCGAAACCAGAACGUUGCAGGAGCCGGUGUCUCUCUACCUACCUGGGAUCUUGAGGGUGUUCGCAAAGCCUUCACGUUAUUUGGUAACAUCACAGCAGAUCCGCGCUUCAACACAUCCGUCACUCUGAUGGAGAAUUACGGCAUGCAGGGCGUACGAGCUAUCGACGUAUCUUCCACUGCGUUGGCACCCGAGGAACGCGAGUAUCCUAUUCUUGCAUCGCCGGUUCUGUGGUGGGUUGGCGACGAUGCGCAGACCAGCAAAGAUGCGUACGCACACACGCGCGCGAUGCGUGAUGCGCUAUACACUGGCGUCGACCGCACCAACCAGAAGCGACACUGCUAUGUUAAUUACGCUAACGGAGAAGAGGAUAGGUCUGAGAUGUAUGGGCACGAUGCUAGGCUCGCUAAGUUGGUCAAGUUGAAGGUUGAGUGGGAUCCGAAGAACAGGUUUGGAUACUACAACCCAAUAGUGUAG
Molecule: messenger RNA, 1557 nt
Organism: Alternaria incomplexa
Lineage: Eukaryota; Fungi; Ascomycota; Dothideomycetes; Pleosporales; Pleosporaceae
Exons: 2
Coding region: 1-1557 (518 amino acids)
Molecular function (GO): oxidoreductase activity; FAD binding
Source: RefSeq, a predicted model, not a curated record